AUUAAACAACUGUUAUUUUACAGUUUCACCUUUAAACUAAAAUGAGUGGCUGCCGUGUCUUCGUUGGACGUUUGAGCCCACAUGCCCGGGAACGGGAUGUGGAGAAAUUCUUCAAAGGAUAUGGACACAUACGUGAAAUCCAUCUGAAAAAUGGUUUUGGGUUUGUGGAGUUUGAAGAUCACAGAGAUGCUGAUGAUGCAGUUUAUGAACUGAAUGGUAAAGAACUGUGCAAUGAAAGGGUUACAAUUGAAUAUGCCAGGGCACGAAGAGGGAGAGGCAGAUUUCCACAACGGUUCAAUUAUUACCAGUCACGUAGCAGUGGAUCUGGCUGGUAUGGACCUCCUGUUCGUACUGAACACAGAAUUAUAGUUGAAAAUCUUUCUUCACGGAUCAGCUGGCAGGACUUGAAAGAUGUUAUGAGAAAGGCUGGAGAGGUGACCUAUGUGGAUGCGCACAGAAACAGGAAUGAAGGUGUUGUGGAGUUUGCAUCAUAUGACGACAUGAAGAGUGCAUUGGACAAGUUGGAUGGCACUGAGCUCAAUGGGCGCAAAAUUAAAUUAAUUGAAGAUCGCAAAUCACACAGAAGCAGGUCUCGUUCGAGAAGUUACUCAAGAUCUCGCAGCAAGUCCAAGUCUGCAAGGUCUUCUCGGUCAUCCAGUAGGUCUCGCUCUCGCUCUCGCUCUCGCUCUCGCACACCUGACAAAAAAUAUUCUCAGAAGAGCCACCACUCUGGUGUGCAGCCAUCUUCUCCAUCUCCUCGUUCUUCCAAGAAAAAAUCUCGUUCUCGGUCAAGCUCUGCUGAAAGCCGUAGUUAGUGUAUUCCAAAAGAUGUGCCAGUGUGUUUAAUUGGAGUCAUAUUUCCCUAAAAGCUUGAGACAAAUAACAAACAGGGGGGAAGGGGGGAGGGGGGGAGAGUUAACAUGAUGAGGGACUGUCCACCUUUUUCAUUACCAAAAUGCAUGUCAUCAGACUGCAGCACAUGUAACUGGCCUUCUCUAUCUCUGAUGGAGGUAGAGCAAGGGUUGCCAAUUAAUACAGUGCUUUAUUUCAUCAGUAAACAACAUCUCACCUAGUUGCAUGCACCAUGUACACAUAAUGUAAGGUUUCAGGUUGAGUCCAUACACUGCAUUUUUUUCAAAGAUCUUGCCUUCCAAAACCACACAUUUGUAUUAGUUUUGGGUGUUUUUUGUUUUUGUUUUUUUUUUUGGGGGGGGGGGGGGGGGGAGAGCGUGGGGGUGCAUCUGUAGAACCUGAAACAUAGAUUUUAUUCAUUAGUCAGACUUUCUUUUUUGUAAGUAGAUAACUUAAUUCUUUUAAUGGCUUAAUAUUUGGCUCAUCCCCAUUGCUGGGCUGAACUGCCCAUUAAAUUCCAUUCAUAGUAUACAGGUGUCCUUUAGUACUUGUCAGUACAUUACUGCCUAAUUAGGUAGUGAGUGAAUCAAUAUCUUAAGGAGUCAAUUUCCAGUUAUAGUGGGAUACACCAUGACCAGGUGACAAAAAUUAUCAGGAUUUUCUUUUAGUUAGUGAGACUUCCAGUAGGUAGGUGUAAGGAAGAGUGUGGAGGGCCCUCAUUUGACAGAUGAACCCGUUAGCAAUUCUAUCAGAUAUACAAGCCUCCUAUAUAUUUUCUGGUUUUUAAUAGUUUAUAAAAGCAGCAUAGCUUUCAUAUCCACAAGAGUAUGAUGCUAAAUAGUAUGAACAAAUGUGACUAACCAUAGUUAAAAUGGUUAAUGAAGGGAAAGUUUAUUUCAGAACCUGACAGCAGGAAAAAUUUCCAGUAAAAGUUUAGUUAAGGUCAUGACAGGAAAACUUGGUAAUGUCUAAGAUUAAAGAGAAAGGGUAUCUUCCUUAAAUUUACCAAAUGUGCAAUAGUUUUGAUUAAUAGGUAUUUCUACUGCAAAUAGUACUGUAGGUUCUUAUAGUUUAUUGUGAUUAGUAUUUUUUGGCUUUUGAAUAAUUAAAAGAAGGGGAAUCUUGUUGGAAAUAGUUUGUAAAUCACACCCUAAGGCAUACUUAUGUUAAACAUACAAUAAACAAGUGUCUUCUUGCUGA
Molecule: messenger RNA, 2052 nt
Organism: Pelodiscus sinensis (Chinese soft-shelled turtle)
Lineage: Eukaryota; Metazoa; Chordata; Testudines; Trionychidae
Source: RefSeq, a predicted model, not a curated record